AUGCCUUACUUUCUUGACAUUGAAGUUUCUCAAGUGGAUGGUGGAAUAUUUGUUUCACAAAAGAAAUAUGUUGGUGAUAUUCUAGAGAAAUUCAAGAUGAACACUGCCAAGCCAACAAUGACUCCUGUAGAAGAAAAGUUGAAAUUAAUAAAAGAUUGCAUUGGCAAAUUUGUUGAUGCCACGUUUGGAGAUACAAAACUUCCUCUUUUGGUCUACUUACAUGGUGGAGGCUUUUUGAUCAAAUCUGCCUUCUCUCCUACACAUCAUGCGCACCUUAAUGUAGUAGUUGCAGAAGCUGUCAAAUGGGUUGCCCCUCAUUCAAAUGGCGAGGGUCCUGAGGUAUGGCUUAGGGAUUAUGCUAGCUUUGAUAGGGUGUUUUUUGGUGGGGAUAGUGCUGGUGGCAAUUUAGCACAUAACAUGGCAUCAAGGGUAAAGGCCUAUGUUAAAGACAUUUGGCAUUAUGUUCACCCAAAAUCUACGGGGAUUGAUGAUCCAUUGCUGAAUUCUCGUAUGAAACCAAACCUUUUGAGGCUAGGCUUUGUCGUUGCUAAAAAAGUUGGCCACUUUCAUCAACAAGAAUGUUGUGUAGAUGCAUCUUUAAGUGGAUAA
Molecule: messenger RNA, 609 nt
Organism: Coffea arabica (coffee)
Lineage: Eukaryota; Viridiplantae; Streptophyta; Magnoliopsida; Gentianales; Rubiaceae
Source: RefSeq, a predicted model, not a curated record